Molecule: messenger RNA, 1065 nt
Organism: Oncorhynchus gorbuscha (pink salmon)
Lineage: Eukaryota; Metazoa; Chordata; Actinopteri; Salmoniformes; Salmonidae
Product: H/ACA ribonucleoprotein complex non-core subunit NAF1-like
Exons: 4
Coding region: 274-1065 (263 amino acids)
Biological process (GO): box H/ACA snoRNP assembly; ribosome biogenesis
Cellular component (GO): sno(s)RNA-containing ribonucleoprotein complex
Molecular function (GO): RNA binding
Source: RefSeq, a predicted model, not a curated record
CGAAGUUUGAUCACCGGUUGAAAACACGUGUUCUGUAUUGACAACUCCGGCGGAUGCUGCUGGUCCGUCGGACAACACUGUCCGUCAUUUCCUCCGGCGGCCGAAAGAAAGGUUCCACAACCCGGAAGACAACAAGACCACGUUGUUUCCGAAUCAAAACGUGUUGCGAACAGCAGAGUAACGUUACUGAGAGUAGCAGAGAGCAGACUGCCGAGAGAACAGCUUUGUAGCCUUAACUACUGGAACGUGUGAUAGUCUCUACCCAGCAACGGGAUGGAGGUCCAACCAGAGGAGAUGGCUUUGGUACCGGAGGUUCUUCAGAGCUCAGCAGAGACACACGGAGAGGAACUGGAACUGAACAACGGUACCAGCACCAAGCACCUGGAGGACGGAUGCACAGCUGAGACAGAACCUCAGGGACUGACCUCCGGUACCUCAGACAGCCGUUUACUGGGAGAGUUAACGGGAGGAGCAGAGGAGAUGGAGGUUACAGAGAAUCUCAGCUCUGUCUCGAGCUCCGAGCUGGGAGAUGGAACCACACACCUUCCCCAGGACCUCUCCCGGGACCUCUCUCAGGACCUCUCUCAGGACCCCUCUCAGGACCUCUCUCAGGACCCCUCUCAGGACCUCCCCCAGGACCCCUCUCAAGACCUCCCCCAGGACCCCUCUCAGGACCUCUCCCAGGACCCCUCUCAGGACCCCCCCCAGGUACUGCUGACGUUACAGGACGGUGUCAGGGACCAGCAGGACAGCAGCAGCUCCUCAGACAGUGAUUCAGACUCCUCUUCCUCCGGUGUGACGCUGGCUGUUGUGUUAGGUCAGGCAGAUGAAGAUGAUGAUGACGACGAAGGCUUCGGUCGGGCAAGGAAACCCUGUUCCAUCAAAACCCUGGAUGAGAUCCUGCCUGAGGACUUGCCUGCUGUCGAAGAGUUGACGGUUGUUCUACCAGAGGAGGCGGAGAUACUGCCCCUAGGAUCAGUCACCAGUAUCAUCCAACAGCUGGUGAUCAUUCAGUCAUUGAAGGACACGCCCUCUGAAGGACGACAGCGUCAUCUUCAACUCUGA